Molecule: messenger RNA, 7247 nt
Organism: Porites lobata
Lineage: Eukaryota; Metazoa; Cnidaria; Anthozoa; Scleractinia; Poritidae
Source: the annotation of a GenBank genome assembly
AUGAGGAACAGGAACAGCUCACCAGCCUGGGUGAUAAACGUGAGCGCUUUACUCACUUGUAUAACAAUAUUGCUUUAUCUGGCAUCAAAAUCGGGAGUAAUGAAGUCCGACAAAGAAGACAAAGAAAGAAGCGAACAUUACGGUGCCGAUGUUAAAUACAUUGAAUUCUUCUCGCUAAGGUAAGUAAUACCUUUUGCGAAAUUUAUUGGCAUUUAUUACAGUGUGACUGUUGAAACUGAUAUUAUUUGCGACGCUCACGACUUGUGGUUCAAAUCACAAAUUCAAAUAACCAACUUAAUGCAUAUACCAUGUUGCGUUUCUUAGUUUUCACGAGCUUAACAGAUCGAUACAACUCGACGCAUCGCGAGUUUUGUCAAGUGCUUAUGACAAGCCUUCAAGGUGGCUCACCUCAACUGCUAUACCCUUUAUUGACAUGGGUAAAAAAAAUCAAUUAAUGACAGUUACGAUCAUCUUGGCUGUAUUCAAGUUUUAAUAAUUUCAUCAGCAGACAAAUUAUCUAGAAGUUUAUGAAAUCCCCAUGCAGGAGUUUUGCAGUGGCAAAAUCCGUUUCAUAGCAUAUUUACUUGUUUUUCGCCUGCCACUUGAACUCGUAUGGUUAAAAUGAACUCAGACAUUGCUAUAAUUUUUAUCAAAGUUCUAAGUAAGACUUCGAUGUCUAAAAAGAACAACAUCUGAGCCUGGUGGUUACACUCCAUUGUUGUUGUUGUUGUUAAGUUUUUUUUUUCUCUUUUUUUUUUCUGUUCUGGAGUCGGUAUUAAUGCAUUUUACAACCAGGCGGUUUCUCGGUCGAGAAGAAAGGAGAGGAAAUUUUUCGUUAAAAUUUCCUGUCAGCAGGAACAGUGCUUUGUUUUGUUUGUUUCUUCCUUUACUUUGUCUCCGCCGUUUUGUUUUCCUGUUUUUAUUACUUUUUAUUUUAAUUUCUGUUGUCCUUUUUUUUCUUGUUUUCUCUUCAGUGUUAUUUUUCGAAGGCUACACGCAUUGAUCAAUUUUGUCGUUUAAUUAUGCUUUCAAUUAUACUUUUUCAUUUCCUUUUUUUUUCUUUUAUCUCAAAGAUAUCAUUACUUUUUUAGACCCUCGCAGCUUGUUUACCUCGACAACACUGGUUAUCGCUUGGCGCUUGACUCAGAAGAUGAGCCCAGCUUCAUCGAAGCACGAACCGACGCGAUUGAUAGCCUAACUAUUGAAAAACUCUCCCCAAGCCGUAGUAAUGGCACCGAUGGAGUCUCGUUAACUCGUGCUCCUACCGAUGGUCUUGUUAACGCUUAUGAUGAAGGUGAGGUAAAGAGCGACGCUGAACGAGAUGAGAGUAUUGAUUACAACAUGGCGUGGGUGGAGUUUCCCGAGGAAACUGAAAGGCAAGCGGCUCAUUUCUAGAGGUAGCAGAGUUUAAGGACACUUCUCAGUCAAUUUAGCCCAACCUACCAACAAGAGCUUUAUUGAGAGACUGGUCAGAAGUCGCUGUAGCCUAUUUCCCUUUCGUAAACGGUCUUUGCCAUUUUUAGCGGUCUGUGUCACCAUUGGUAACCAAGCCUUUAGUCAUGACAUAAGUAAUACAUUCCCUGGAUUAAGUUACAUUUAAAGGAGAAUGAUACGACGUUGAAGGCUAAGUUGAAUUUACGUUAAAAGUUAUGGAAAGGGCUAGGGCCACCUGUUAUGGAUGUAUCAGUUAAGCAAAACAGAUUGUUAGUUUAUGUUCUUAAAUUUUUGGUAAUUUUGGCGGGUCAGUGUGGUAGUGUAACUAAGGGAGAGAGAGAAGGAUACGAAAGGUCUGGGUUCGUGGUCUGGGUUUGACCAUAGGUUGCGAUAUCCUUUCUUUUUAAUAGAAACACUCUUAUAAUAACUGGUCAAACAUUUUGAUAGUGUCUUAAAAAUGUCGUCGCCGUACUAAAAAUCAAACAUUUUUGUUCUCUACAAAGCGACUUUUGACCAUUUCAAAUAGACGGAAACCGCGCACUGACAUGAAUGUCAAUACAAGGCUGAGCUCACUGCCGUCAUGGUAUCAAAUAGAACGAUGAUAAUUAAAAAUAAAAAAUAACUGAUCACUACGUAUCUGACAAUAACUGCAGAAUCUGUGAUACAGUUAGCGUUAGCACAUUAAUCACAAAUUCAGCUGUAUCAUGAUUCUUUCUUAUAAAUUAGAUGAUUAAAAAACGGUGGCAAAGUAUCGAACCUGGGCUGUACGGCUGACGUCCAAGCUCAGAACUGUUGACAUGUUAACAUAUAAUGAGGACACGUCUGUUGUGCAGUCCUCUCAUUCAUUUCAUUCAUUCAUUCAUUCAUUCAUUCAUUCUUCCUCUUUAGAACAUCAUGCGAUCCUAAAAGGCCUGUCAAAAAUGUGGUUUUGCUAAAAACUCACCGUGCCGGAGGUGGAACGUUGGCCAAUAUAAUUUACAGAUACGGAGAUUUAAACGACCUGGAGUUUGCACUUCCAAAACACGGGAGUUAUGACUUUUACUGGCCUCUUCACUUUAAUCCAAGCUUUGUGGACAAACAGUAUCUCAACUCUUCGUCUCCAAAUCUACUAAUCAACGCUCGAUACAGUCCUGACACGAUGACUUCAUUUAUGCCCAAGGUAAACGACUACACUUAAAUUGCAUGCAACGAUAAUCGGUAUCUCACUUUAUCAGGACAUUUCUUUAACUGGGUUCUUUUUGUUUCCAUUAGUGUCUACUAUGUUCUCAGAAAAAGAAAAUGGGAAGAAGUGAUCCACUUCCCCUCCUCCUUUCCAUGUUCCUAAAUACAUUUACUUUACUGCUCUAGUUUCCCAUGCUCUUAACGAAAGUGUCUCAAAGAAUGUAGUGUUUUUCACUGCAUCUGGAAAACAGAAUUUGGAUUCUUUAUACUAACUUUUGUCUCGUAUAUUUAUUAAUUAGAUUAUUUUUUAUCUUUAUUACUAUUUUUUAAUCUGUUUUAUUUGUCGCAAUUACAUUUUGUGACCUUUUUUCUUAAUGCUGAGCUGUUAAAUUUUAGAUCUCAUUGAUAGUGUUUUAUUUGAAUAUACAUUUUUUUACUUACCUACUUGCUUACUAGCUCUAUUGCAUCAGUUAGACCUUCUUUUCAAACCUCAAGUCCACUCUCCCCACGGGCGUGUAUUAGGCCAGGUCACGGAAGUGACGAAAGCAAAUGGCAGAAAAGGAAAUAAACUAGGACGACAAAACUGCUGCUAACGUAUAUGUGGCAAACUUAGCCUUAGCCUUGUUGUGAUUCGUUCUCAACUAUAAACAGCUUUGUGAUUGGCUCAGGAUUUCUUAUUCUGUCUCUGCUUCCCUCCGUUGUUACGUUGCUAAAAACGUAAGAAGAAACAACUGAGGAUCGGACCGGGUAUGAUACCUUCGUUCCGUCAAGAUUCUCUUUAUGCUAUCAUCAGUCUCUUUGAUUUACACAGCAAGUGCACAAGAGCAGAUCAGAACGCUCGUUCUAUCUGUUCUGUUUUCGAGUCCUUAGCUAAAUAAGGUUUCUCCUGCGGCCCAGUCGAAACUGGUUUCCAAUAGUUAAGCCGGCUUUCCUACACUGAGCCAUCUUUUGUCCCCAAACAAAUAUGGCUUCUGGUAAUUUGUUGGUAAUUUUUAGCUCUACUUCACUCAUUUUCAUCCAGGUCUCCCUUCCACCAUAAAAAAAACAGUUUUUUUCAAAUUUCUCUUCAAACAGAGAGCCAUUUGCGUAUUGUCUUUAUUUUUACUUUAGGACUCAUACUAUAUUGCUAUGAUUAGAAGGCCAACGGAUCAUUUCGAAUCUGUCUUCAAUGGAUAUCAACUCGACAUGUUACUGGGGAUCCAAAACAGCAGCAACCCAUUUGAUGAGUUUCUGAGUAAACCGAAACAGUAUCUCUUGGAGUAUCUGCGAAAGAAACCACGAUUGAAUAUCCAUCUCAAUAUGGCCAAGAAUGGUAUUACAUAUAUACACAUAUACACAUAUAUACUUUUCAAAUGUAAAUGUAUUGGCCCCCGAGGUGUACUGAACAAAGUGGUUUUUUUUUGUUUUGUUUUGUUUUUUUUUAACGGGUAGGCUUUGCCCUAAGGUCCAACCUUUCGUACACCUUCUAUUGACAAAUGGUACUCCUUUUACAUUUUGCAUCCCUUUUAACCGAUGCAAAUAAACUGUCUUUAAAAUAUUGAAUAAUCACAACAGAACCAUAACAUGAUCAGCAGCGCCGUAGCUAGUAUGAGGCCAGCCGAGGCACUCGCCUCGGUAAAAUUUUGACGAAUUUCGCCGAUCAUUUUUAUUUUACAUAAGCGAUCAUCGGAGCCUCUCAGAAAAGAUUUCGUGGCCAAAAUAUAACAGUUAAAAAAUAUAUAUAGAUAACCAAAAUUUUCGCCGUAUUAAUACUGAAAACGCAGAAAACGCUGCAAAUCGCAUUUCCGAGAGACUAAAGUUCAAAAUUUCUCGGGGGGGGGGGCAUGCCCCCGAACGCCCCUAGCAACUCCCGCCUGCCUCAGUUGGCCGUUUGGUCUGGCUACGGCACUGAUCAGAAUGUUUUUACAAUUCUGUCACAGCCCUAAAAUACAUCUGUUAGCCCUUUGGCCAGACUUUAUUUACAAUUAAUGAAGAAAAAAUGAAAAUAAAGAUAAAGUUACAAUAUAAUGUUACAAGUAAAUGCCUUUAGGGUUAAAAGAUAUAAUUAUACAUGUAAAUACCUGUAUCUGGGUAGAACGUAUUUCGUAGAGCGCUCAAUUCAUUUAAUUGAAGAGCGUUGACUAUUAAUAAUCACAGGAGUUCAGGCUUCUGGAGUAAUCAUUGAUCGUUUAUUGCGACAGUGCUGUUUCGUAUGGUCCGAAAUUGUAGGACCACACUCAUCAGGCAACUUCAACGAUUGACAGUUGAAAUUAAAAGCUGGCAGUAAAAUUUGGGUGGUUUUUCAGAAAGGCGGAAAAACAAAACAUGCAUUAAAUUCUAUUUACAUUCCAAAAGGAAUUUCCGGAAUUUCUUGGUAAAUGGAAAGCAGCAGAAGUGUUCAAUCCUCUCACAGUUGACAUUAUACCUUAUCUUAAAAUAAAAUAGCCACUAAUAUAUUUUUACACUCCGCGGACAUGUAUACUAAUAGUAAAAAGACGAUCUAACCAAUGCCCGUUUGUUAAUAUAUUUGCGUGUUGAUCAAUGUACUUCCCAGUUCACUUUACGCAGUUUUUAUCAUAAAAAAUGAACAAGCGUGCAGGGUUGUAAAACGCAUUGUUAUAAUUGUUAUAUCCCUAGACUUUCACUCGACUAAACAGGGACUGCCAUUGGUUGAUUCUUGGUCACGUGACCUUGACUAAAAUCAAAUGUAUCCCGAUCGUGAUACAUUAAGCAAUGUACCCCGCUCGGGCUACAUUACAGCACGUGAUCAAAGCAUGGUGGAAAGUGGCGUGACAAAAGGCGGGAAAAAUACUGCCAGGUCCUGCCAGUUUUCUAUUUCGUGAAUGAACACAACAACACAAACACGAAGCCUCAAGCUAAAAAGCAACGAUUUUUAAAGUUAUCCAAGAAGUUCCCAGAAGAAAAACAGCAGCUAGUGGAGGAAAAUGAUGCAGAUAAUAAUUAUAAGGAAGGAACUUUGUAAAUCAUUCAUUCAGUGGUUUUGAGAAUUAAAUUUGUAUUGCUGUAAGUACCGAGUCGACUGUUUUGAUUCGCUCCGGUUAUUCUCUUGAUGCUGUUGAAGUGAAAGUCCAGAAAUAUAACAAAACACUUAAUGUCAGCUCCCUUGGGAAAACCUGUUAGUUUUGUUUUCCCUCCAGUCCUGAUGUUCAUCAUGACAUCAGGACUCUGGGAAAACAAAACUAACUGUUUCCUCGGGAUCUGACGUUAAGUGUAAAGCAUUUGCAUUUUUUAACUUAUUGGCUUGGCUAAAUAUAUUUCUUCACUUACUUUUUUCACUAACUCGUUUACUAUUAACAGGGCAAAUAUUUGACCUCGGUCUUCAACACAAAUAUUACAACGACCUGGUUGAGAUCAAUAACCACAUUGAAGAUCUCGCAGAGAAAAUCAACCUUGUUCUAAUCAUGGAGUAUUUUGAUGAAUCCCUCAUUCUACUUAAGAGGGAACUCUGUUGGGACUUGGACGAUAUCGUCUACUUUAAGUUCAAUCAGCGAGCACAGGAGUACAAGCAAACGAUGAUAACCAAUGAAGAGAAGGUAGGCUUUGUGAUUACACAGGUUCACCAGUUUAAUUGUUCUUACCAAUAGGCCUUUUCCAAAAAUUCCAUAAUAUUUUUUGUUGUCCCUCCAAACUUUUGCAACAACAUUGUUUUAAUUUCUCUUCGGGAGAUUUUAAGUCUCAGAGAAAUUGAAAACAAUGCUUGUGCAAACAUUUGGAGGGACCACAAAGAGUAUAGUGUAUAUUUUUGAAAAAGGCCUACUCAGUUCACGAAUGAAAGUCUACUGGCAUUGUGACGUUGGUACUAUGCGCGAUCCUACAAGAAGUUAAAGUUAAACAACCAAUGAUAGUAAAUGUUUGUGAUAUUAGAAGGGGAAGAAGGAGAGGCCAACCCGAUCUGACCCAAGUUGUUCAAAAGGUUGAUAACGCCGUCUGCUAGUUAAAUCACCAUAGUAUCUAGUGGAUAGUGUAAGUGAUUUCCUUAACACGUAUCCGCUGGAUUGAGAUUUAUCCAGUAAAUAGCGCUAUCCAACGUUCAACAACUGGGGCCUGGCUCAUCGGUUUAGGUUUCUAACAAACUGCUCACGCUUCCCCUUCCCUAAGCCAAAAUUUUUCCCCAAGAGAGAAAUAACGGUAGGAGUAGUUUCUUUACGCCCAAAAAUUCCUGGUAAUAAAACUGUAGAUAAAAACUCAGAUUCAAGCAACGGUCCAUCAUGCCACACACAUCGGCAGAGUGAGAGUAAAAACAAUAACUUUCACAAUCACUACUUUAAUUUUAGAUGCAGAUUAAGGAGUGGAACAACGCCGAUGCUGCCUUGUACGAAUUUUUUAACAAAACAUUUUGGGACAAAAUUGCUAGACAGGAUCAGACGUUUUUUCAAGAGGUCCGACAGCUACGGCAAAAGGUUAAUGAACUUGAGGCGGAAUGCAUUGAUUCACAGGAAACAAACCAAGACACUGGAGAAGUCGAUAUAAAACUUUAUGAGCAUGCUUCAAAUUUUAACAAAUAUCUUUGUGAGAAGAUGACGUUAAAUGAGGAAAACUACGUAACGUAUCUAAAGAAAAAAUUUAACACGAAAGUUGACGGACAUCAUGGCUAUCAAAGAAGAUUACUUGAUGACAUGUUAAAUAAGACAGAAUUGCGAGAGGCGAGAUAG